This is a messenger RNA of Sus scrofa (pig), 3219 nucleotides long. RefSeq names its product gap junction protein delta 3 (gene GJD3). Gene Ontology annotation, cellular component: connexin complex. Gene Ontology annotation, biological process: cell-cell signaling. The record is from RefSeq and is a predicted model, not a curated record. NCBI's taxonomy places the organism in Eukaryota, Metazoa, Chordata, Mammalia, Artiodactyla, Suidae. Gene Ontology annotation, molecular function: gap junction channel activity involved in AV node cell-bundle of His cell electrical coupling.
UCAUCCAUCCCGGCCACAUCCGAAAGGGAAAAUGAAAGAGGGACCAGGAGGAACAGGUCGCAGCCAUCUCCCAGGGUCCUUCGCUCAGCUCUGACAUCCCAGCGACAGCUACAGGCGCCAUGGGGGAGUGGGCGUUCCUCGGCUCGCUGCUGGACGCCGUGCAGCUGCAGUCGCCGCUCGUGGGCCGCCUGUGGCUGGUGGUCAUGCUGAUUUUCCGCAUCCUGGUGCUGGCCACGGUGGGCGGCGCCGUGUUCGAGGACGAGCAGGAGGAGUUCGUGUGCAACACGCUGCAGCCAGGCUGUCGCCAGACCUGCUACGACCGCGCCUUCCCCAUCUCCCACUACCGCUUCUGGCUCUUCCACAUCCUGCUGCUCUCGGCGCCCCCGGUGCUCUUCGUCAUCUACUCCAUGCACCGGGCCAGCAAGGAGCAGGGAGGCGCGGACAGUGAGCCGGGGACCCCGGGGCGCCCCGGGGGCCGACGCGCGCGCCGCUGCUACCUGCUGAGCGUGGCGCUGCGCCUCCUGGCCGAGCUGGCCUUCCUGGCGGGCCAGGCGCUGCUCUACGGCUUCCGCGUGGCCCCGCACUUCGCGUGCACCGGCCCCCCGUGCCCACACACGGUGGAUUGCUUCGUGAGCCGGCCCACCGAGAAGACCGUCUUCGUGGUCUUCUACUUCGCGGUGGGGCUGCUCUCGGCGCUGCUCAGCGUGGUCGAGCUCGGCCACCUGCUCUGGAAGGGCCACCCGCGCGCCGGCCGCUGUCGCCAGGCGGCAGAGCGCGACAAUCUCUGCAACCGCGCGCAUGAGAAGGCUCAGCAGCUGCUCCCGCCGCCGUCGCCCGCCCUGCCCGCCCUGCCGGCCCUGCCGGCCCGGCGCUCGGCCCGGGAUCCAGACCCAUACCCGCCGCCUGCCUAUGCGCACCAGUCGCCGGCCAGCGACAGCGAGAGGGGCAGCGGCCGCAGCCAGGUGUCGCUGGCCACUGUCCGCCAGGACCUAGCCAUCUAGAACUGCCUCCGGCAGGGAGUGAGGUCAGAAGCUGGACCCCACCACCCCAGAGCGAGAGGUGACUCUGCACCAACUGUUCGCAGGGCACCCCACUCAAGGCAGAUGCCACGUAGGGGGCACACCUGCCAGGCAGCAUUCACACUUGCCAGCUGAGCCGGGUGGCAUCAAAUGAACUAAGGCUGGUCCAGGUAGACAGGAAAGCGGCCAGGGGGCCUGAGAGAAAGAGGACAGGAGAGGACAGAGCUAGUGGAAAGUGGAGUUUGCCGUGGAGACCCAGUUGUUUACUGGGAAUGAAAACACGUGCCAUACCAGCUCCCCGAGGCCUCUCCUGGUUCAGACUGAGGCACCACCUCAGUGCGGCCUCUCUGCCUCUGCGCACACACACAUGCACAUGUUGACACAUGUAUCCAUGGUGUAAGCUGUCUCCCCAGGCAGACGUAAAACCUGCGUGAGCUCUGGGUGUGCAAACAUGUGCGUGAGCAUGUGUCCAUCCCGUGCGUGCUCUCUGUGCAUGUGUAUGUGCCUACCCCGUGUGAGUGCUAUGUGUGUGUAUGUGUGGGCACAUCUGUGUGAGCCCUGUGUGUCUCUGACAUGCACUCUGUGGGUGGCCAGGGUCCAGUGCCAGAGCAGCCCCUGUGGCCCCCCCACCUGCAGGGGCCUCAUGAGAAGAUCUCCGCUCCUGAUGGAGCCCCCGCAGGAAGUGGGGGGAGGCCACCCUUCAGUCCGGGCGGUGGAGGGGGCUCGGUCUGGUGGGGCCCGUGGGCACCAUCUACACUCUUGACCUUGCGGUCUGGGCAAGGCGGGGUCAGAGGUCAGGAUUUUCUCUUCCUUACCCUGCUGCUUAUCCCAGCCCCCCAAAAUCCUCAAAAAAAAAAAAAAACCUCCUCCCCACACGUGCUCCUGGCCCUGCAUUUUCCUGCAGCCAGCACCCUCUUUCCCCCUGGGGAAUUACAAGGAACUGUCUACACGGCUGCCUCCUGUCUCUCCUCGGCCUCCAUCUACUUCCUCCUUCAGGGCCCCAGUGGGGCUGCUUGCUGUAAGCAAGUGAAAAAUCCAUGGGCCAUCAUGUAGUCCUGUGGGCUUCACCAGACCCUUCUAAGCAGCUGCCAGGGCGCCCCUGGGCCAAUUUUCUUUGGUGUCCUUGGCCAGUCCCUCUCUGUCCGUUGCUUUACUCCUCUUUCCUCAGCUUGCCUGCUUCCCCGCCUAGACGCCAGACAGCAGCUGGAAGGGUCUUUCCUUUUUCUUUCUUUUCUUUUGGCCACCCCGCGGCCUGUGGAGCUCCAGGGAUCAGAUCCGACUGCAGCCUCAAACUAAGCCGCAGCAACCCUGGAUCCUCUGUGCCAGGCCAGGGAUCGAACCUGCAUCCCAGCACUCCCAAGCCGCUGCCAAUCUCAUUGCGCCACAGCGGGAACUCCUGGAAUCCCCCUACUUAUGCCCUCAGGGGUUACCUGUCCCAUAUGUAGUAAUAUAUUUUCUUUCACCCAAUAUAUCCAAAAUAUUAUUUCAACACACCACCAAUAUAACAAAGCAUUGAGGAGUUUUCCUGUGGUGCAGUAGGUUAAGGAUCCAGCCUUGUCACUGCCGCAGCUUGGGUCUGUGCUGUGGUGCGGGUUGGAUUCCUGACCCAGGAACUUCCACUUGCCUUGGGCGAGGCAAAAAAAAAAAAAAAAAGAUGGUUAAGCAGAUGCUUUGCAUUUUUGGUUUUGUACGAAGUCUUUGAAGUCUGGAGCGUGUUCUGUGCUUGGAGCACAUCUCAGCUUGGACCAGCCUCCAUCCGUGGUGAGUGGCUGCUGGUUUUUGGUUUUUUGUUUUCUUUGGCUGCACUCAUGGCAUGCGGAAGUUCCCAGGCCAGGGAUCCAACCCAAGCCACAGCAGUGAUAACGCUGGAUCCUUAACCCGCUGAGCCACCAGGGAACUCCAGCAUUUCCUACUCUCUCGUCUGCUCUUCUCCACGUCUUCGGAGGCUGCCCAGGGGCCGCUGUCACCAUUGGCCUGGAGUAGUCCUUUCCCUCAGCCUCUGCUCCUGCCAUUCUAAUCUCAAUAUCUCACCCACAGGCUUAAAAUCCUUCACUCCCACCAAUCCCUCAGGAUCAAGUCCACCUCCUGAAUUGGCCUUGACCUGAGCCCAUCCCAGCCUCUCCAACCAUUUAAACCAACACCCAAAAUAGUUAAAACACAGAGUGGGAGUUCCCCUUGUGGUGCAGUGGAAGCGAAUCCG